AUGAGAACUAAACAUCAACCUUGGGUAGAUCUGUUGACUAAAGCUCCACAAAAUUAUCACUUUGCUGUGAGUCCAUUGAGCACUCAUCAUCACCAGGGCCAUCAAGAUUCGGGAUUCGGUUCGCAGGGGCUCGAUUUUUCCAUGGAUAGAAUGUUCGAGUUGCAGAAAAUCGAGUCGAUGAGGAAGAUGAUGUUGAUACAAGAAGAAAUUUUCAAACAGCAGGUUCAGGAGCUUCACCGGCUUUACAAUCUUCAAAAGAAACUAAUGCAAGAUCUCGAAAGGAAUGUACUCAUUAUAAAUCGCAAGGCGAAAUCUUUACAGCCCGACUCGAGCAAUAAUCCCGCAGUCUCCACCAGCUGGCACCAAACACGAGCAGCACCAACAGAGACAGGACACGAAUUCCAAAUUUUAACGGCAAGAAACAAUCCGUGUAAAAUCGAGCUUCAAAAAGCAAUAGUACACGAGGCAAAUGACGUGGAGGUCGAACUAACACUAGGAAUCGGGCAAUGCAAGAAGAAAAGAUGCUCGAAAAAUGUUCAAGAAUCGGGUUCUUGUUCGAGAAGGAACAAUUUAGACGAGUAUUUCUUAGAACCGGGAUUAUCGAUGAACAAUAAUAGCAGCUCGAGUAGCACGGUUUAUCAAGAAAACAAUACGCCGCGGCCACAUUGGCUUAUUCGGGAUUUAAGCUCGAACGGGACAUGA
Molecule: messenger RNA, 702 nt
Organism: Striga hermonthica
Lineage: Eukaryota; Viridiplantae; Streptophyta; Magnoliopsida; Lamiales; Orobanchaceae
Source: the annotation of a GenBank genome assembly